AUGGAGGCCACGGAUAGAGAGGUAGCCUCCUCGCCGGGGUGGGCCCAUUCCCGUUGGUUCGUUGUGAAGUCCUACGUCCGCUUCCUCACUUUCUGUCCCCUAGGCGACGACUCCACGAAGGAAGAGACAGUGGAGACCAAAGCCGGACGGUGUCUCGUUGUUACGGUACGGCCGACCUCAUCCUCUUCGAGAGCUAGUAUUUACUCUUAUCCUCUUUAUCCCUGAUUGCAACCUUCCUUCUCAUUAGGAAGAGAUCUCAUUAGUGGACAAGAUCUUUCCAUUUCCACGGAUGAAGAGGCCCCAGAGGGAGAAGCCUGAUCCAGGGAAUCCUGGGCAGAUCCACUAGAGCUUUUAUCUGCGAGAGGUGUCGCUAGCAGCUCGUCCCCGAGGUGUCUUAGUGUUAUUCAGGCAGUCAAAUCUAUGAAAAGCUAUACUAGAACGGAGCAAGCUCCAUAGGCUUUAACCCGUUGUACGUUGUCGAUGUAAAGACCUGAUUUUGCUCCUUCUGAAGUCCGUAGAAGACGUUACACUCGACAACUUAUGCACGAUCAUUCCUCUCAUCUCUUUCUGUGAGCUUCUCCCAAGGAAUUCAUCUCUUAUUGUCUUGUUUUUUCACAGAGAGUCAGAUUUAGUAUUUGGUGUGCAUUUUUGAUCGUAUGAUUCAAUCAACGGAACUCAAAUAUGUGCCAAUUUGAUCUCAAUGAAAUCCAAGUCCCACGCAGUUGUGUUGAUAUGUCAGAUUGUUUUGUACAUCUGUGGGAGUUGUCAAUUCCUCUCUCAGGAUGGCCCUGCAGUAUCGGCACAUGCGAACGCGCUCGAACACAUCUCUCGUUAUUCCUAUAUCGUGGCAAGGCCCUAGAGGAGGAAUCAAAGAUUCAAAGAUUGCCUUGAAACUUUUCUACUAGAUUUCUCUUUAACUCGAAUCUCGUAAAUAACUAAAUAUAAUAUAUAUUAUUUCGGGGUCUAAUACUCUUUAAUAGCUAUGCUUACCUGAUUGCUGACGAACGUCUCUCAGGUUGGUUUCCUUCCAGAUUUCUUUCUUGUACGCGGGAAGUCCUGGAUUACCUUGUCAAGUUAAUGGAACCCAAUUCUCAAAGUUAAUCUUGAGAUAGCAAGAAAAUAAUCUUAUGUUCCUUCCUAGAGGGAUAUUCGCUUCAUCUAUUAUCCAUUUAGUGCAAAAUAGGAAAUAAAAUUUCAAGUAUUGGAUUUCAAGUUACACUAUAAUUCCAAAUUAGUAGGUGUUUUCCAAUAAAAGUUGAUUUUUACUUCAGACACUUUAGUUUGAGAAACCGGUCAACAUUUGGAUUCAUUGCUUCUCUAGAUGUCGAGUUGUGCCCGACUCCCUCCUGGUGAAAUGAAAUGACAGGGAAAAACUCUGGUCAAAGUAUCCAGAACCUGAAUCCGACCUGGUCAGAUGACACUAUCCAGAAUUCCCAAGUGUCGUGAGAUUUUAGCGCAGGUCAGACGAUAUACUAGAACUUCAGACGGUGACAAAAGCCUACAGUAUAUGUAUGUAUAUAUUCGCUGUGGUUUUCUUCGAAACAAAUACCGCCUGUAGUUUUACAAUAGACUGCCUGUUGGCUAAAAAAGCUAAUUUCGGUCAACUUGUUUCGGAAAUAAAAGAUCGUCAAGGGAGGCAGAGGCGGCGCCAAAGCCAGAAACCUCCCCCCAUCACCCGGAAAGCCACUGCUACGGCCGGAGAAUAGAGAAAAGCAGACCAACCCGCUGUGA
Molecule: messenger RNA, 1731 nt
Organism: Spirodela intermedia
Lineage: Eukaryota; Viridiplantae; Streptophyta; Magnoliopsida; Alismatales; Araceae
Source: the annotation of a GenBank genome assembly